CGAAUUCCAUCGCCAUGCAUCUACGCCGCUGCGGGCUGUCGAUCUGAAUCUCGCGGUGCGCUGGCUAUAUGUUAUGUAGCCGAUGGUAUAUCUGUAGUAAUUGAGAGUAUCUAAAGGCCGAAAUCGCUGUGUUCUGGACAGAGACUUGGGAGGCGAGGUUUCAUUCAACGGCGAUCCCCAGAUAUCCAACAUCUCGGAGAGACAUACCGCACGACCCACUGCAGGAAAUUUCUGCACGAACGACCCUUCUCGGAGUAGCUAGCUUUUCUUCGACCUGGUGUCAUCGUCUCCGUCAUUGUCAUUGCCGUUGUCACUGUCCUUUGUCCAUUUGCGCCCUCCCUUGACAUCGACUGCCCCGUUCCUCCACCGUGAUCAAGAUGAGAUUGGACGGCGUCAACCCCGAGGUCGAUCCCAUCGAUAACAAGCAGGCCGAGAAGGGCGGUUACGAGGAUGACCUCAAGGGCCAGCAGGACCCGUCCUUCGUUGACCCGUUCGGCAACGAAGAGACCGCGGAGGUCAAGUACAAGACGCUGAAGUGGUGGCAAUGUGGAAUGUUCAUGAUCGCCGAAUCCGUCUCGCUCGGUGUCCUUUCGCUGCCAGCAACCUUGAACGCUCUGGGAAUCGUUCCUGCGGUCAUCCUCAUCGUCGGCCUCGGCGUCCUCGCCCUCUACACCGGCUAUGUCAUCGGCCAAUUCCGCCAGCGCUACCCCUUCAUCCAUAACCUGGCCGAUGCAGGCGAGAUCCUCAUGGGCCGCUUCGGUCGCGAGCUGUUCGGCCUCGGCCAGAUCCUCUUCUCCAUCUUCAUCAUGGGCAGCCACAUUGUCACCUUCACCGUCAUGAUGAACACCAUCACCGACCACGGCACCUGCUCCAUCGUCUUCAGCGUCGUCGGCAUGGUCAUCUGCAUGGUCCUGUCUCUGCCGCGGACCAUCAAGAACAUGACCUACAUCUCCGUUGCCUCCUUCCUCAGCAUCUUCUCCGCUGUCAUGAUCACCAUGAUCGGCGUCGGCGUGCAGUACAAAGGCGGCGAGAACAUUACCAUCACCAACGAGACCAACCUCUACCACGCCUUCACCGCCGUCACCAACAUCGUCUUCGCCUACUGCGCCCACGUCGCCUUCUUCGGCCUGAUCGCCGAGAUGGAGGACCCGAAAGAUUUCCCCAAGGCGCUGUGCCUGCUGCAAGGCUUCGAGAUCAUUCUGUACGUCGUCGCUGCGGUCGUCAUCUACUACUACGUCGGUGACGGCGUCGCGUCUCCGGCGCUGGGGUCUGCCGGGCCGGUACUCAAGAAGGUCGCGUAUGGGAUUGCGAUUCCGACGAUCGUCGGAGCCGGCGUCGUCAACGGCCACGUGGGUCUGAAAUACAUCUACGUGCGCAUCUUCCGUCGCUCGGGGCGCAUGCACAAGCGGGAUCUUCUGUCCGUCGGAUCCUGGGUCGCCAUCGGUCUCAGCUGCUGGAUUAUUGCGUUCAUUAUCGCCCAGGGUAUUCCGACUUUCAACAACAUCGUUAGCUUGAUUAGCUCGCUGUUCGCUAGUUGGUUCACUUACGGACUCAGCGGCGUCUACUGGCUGCACCUCAACUGGGGCCGAUGGUUCUCGUCGCCGCGCAAGACCUUCCUGACGAUCUUGAACAUGCUGAUUGUGCUGAUUGGCGGUGCUAUUUGCGGUCUCGGCCUCUACGUCUCCGGCAAGGCGAUCCACGACGAUGCGUCCAAGACGAGCUUCUCGUGCGCGAACACGGCCGAUUAGAGUCUUGGUGUUUGGAUAUAGAUUUGGAUUUAAAUUUUGUUAUGAUGCAUGGCACAUGUUUAUUUGAUAUAUAUUAUGUUGGUUAAUGAGUUCGUUGGCG
Molecule: messenger RNA, 1848 nt
Organism: Aspergillus steynii IBT 23096
Lineage: Eukaryota; Fungi; Ascomycota; Eurotiomycetes; Eurotiales; Aspergillaceae
Product: amino acid transporter
Exons: 9
Coding region: 378-1748 (456 amino acids)
Biological process (GO): amino acid transmembrane transport
Cellular component (GO): vacuolar membrane
Molecular function (GO): amino acid transmembrane transporter activity
Source: RefSeq, a predicted model, not a curated record